Messenger RNA from Pochonia chlamydosporia 170, 3489 nucleotides. Its product is annotated as DNA repair protein Rhp26/Rad26. The coding region runs from base 1 to 3489 and encodes 1162 amino acids. Gene Ontology annotation, biological process: transcription-coupled nucleotide-excision repair. Lineage: Eukaryota; Fungi; Ascomycota; Sordariomycetes; Hypocreales; Clavicipitaceae. The transcript has a single exon. Gene Ontology annotation, molecular function: ATP-dependent chromatin remodeler activity; ATP binding. The record is from RefSeq and is a predicted model, not a curated record. Gene Ontology annotation, cellular component: nucleus.
AUGGAUCCUGAUCAGGAACAAGACCAAUCGGCCACAGGCGAAAGCCGUGAGCAAUUGGUCGAGAAGAUGGUCGCAGCCGCCCAGGAAGCGACUGGUGCUGAAUCAACGGCUGAAACGCUCGAGACAGAGGCGAUGACUGAAGAAGAUGCCCUGAAAAAUUUGACAGGAACCGUGAGAGAUCAGGAUGACUUGGAGCGAGAUAUCACCAUCCAGGCAAACGCCGCUCUAAUGGAGGCGGAGGACAAGAAAGAUCAGAACCGCAUCGUGAAGCUAGGUGCCACCAGGCAGAGACUUCAAUCCCAGUUGGACAAGGAGAAAAAGCGCCUGGAGAGGGUUGCUGGUAAUCCAUAUCAAUCACGUAAUGUGCAAAAAGAGAUCGCAAAACUGGAAGAAGAAAUCGGACAAAUCUCAAGCGACAUUACAGAUUUUCAAUCACGUAUUGACAAGCGACAUCGAGAGGACCCUGCGGACACCGCCGCUCAUUCCAAGUCAACAAGGCUUCCUGGCGAGAGCCACCGAGAGUAUCUCAUCCGAACAGGAAAGAUCACGCCGUUUGCAAAAGUUGGCGGACCUCGUCCUGAGGGAAUUACUGGCCAGUUGGCUGACACCAUAUUGGAAGCCGAAGAAGAAGCUGCCGCGGAACAAUAUGAUCAAGAGGCCGAGGGCCCAACAUCGCACCAGUUGUUACGCCGACCAGGUUUCGCCGAUGAAGUCGUUGAGAAAGAACCUAAAGCACCUGCGUCAGCUGCAGAAGACGAGUUUUCACUUCGUCCAAGAAAGAAACGAAGGGUCGAACGGGAGCGCAGCCCGUCGGCAGAAUUUGAACCAGAUCAGUCGUCGGCUUCUGAGUCUGCUGAUGAAACAGUUUGGCAACAGGGCAAUGAAGAUGAUCUUAUUCGGCAAGAGCGUCGCAAAACGAAGGCCAAAGCCAAAGCAUUAGAAGAAGAGAAAGUUGACCUCAGCAAGCUGGAUGAUGGUAACGAAUCACUUUACCAACGCAGACUGAAAGACUGGAUCUCCCGGAGGAGUCGAGCUAGGCGAGCUCGUCGACAAUUGGCAGACGACGAAGAUGCCGCAGUAGAGAGCGAUGAGGAUGAGGAUGAAUGGCUGAAACCAUCACCGGACUACCCCGAUCACUAUAUUGAUGAUGGCCUGAAACUGCCUGGCGACAUACACCCGUCCUUGUUUGGUUACCAGAAAACUGGUGUACAGUGGCUGGCGGAGUUGUACAAGCAAAGUGUUGGAGGUAUCAUUGGAGAUGAAAUGGGUUUGGGGAAAACUGUGCAACUAAUCGCAUUUAUCGCCGCCCUCCAUUACAGCAAAACGCUUCAUCGACCAGUCAUUGUGGUUGCACCAGCUACCCUGCUACGACAAUGGGUGAGCGAAUUUCAUCGCUGGUGGCCGCCGUUGAGAGUAUCAAUCCUGCAUUCGUCGGGAAGUGGGAUGAUGAACCCUCGAUUUGAGGAUGAAUAUGAUGUCGAACACUACCGUCCAGUUGCCAAUAAGUCUUUGAAUGCAGCUAGAAGAAUUGUCAGAGGAGUUGUGGACAAGGGCCAUGUUCUUGUCACAACUUAUACAGGCUUACAAACCUAUGCUGACGAGUUGUUACCGAUAUUGUGGGACUAUGCGGUGCUUGAUGAGGGACACAAGAUCCGAAAUCCCAACGCCGAAAUCACUGUAACAUGCAAGGAGUUGAACACCCCGAACCGGGUCAUAUUAUCAGGUACACCUGUACAGAACAAUCUGACCGAACUGUGGUCUCUGUUCGACUUUAUAUAUCCGAUGCGACUAGGAACCCUAGUAAAUUUUCGGACGCAGUUCGAGAUUCCUAUUCGUCAGGGUGGCUACGCGAACGCAUCCAAUCUUCAAGUCAUGACGGCUGAAAAGUGCGCUGAAGCACUCAAAGAGACAAUCAGCGAGUACUUGCUUCAGCGACUGAAAAUUGAUGUUGCUGCUGACCUACCCGAGAAGACGGAACAGGUCUUGUUCUGCAAGUUGACUGACGGGCAGCGAAAGGCAUACGAAACAUUCUUAGGAUCAGACGAGGUAUCAGCCAUUCUAAACAGACGGCGUCAAUCUCUGUACGGAAUUGACAUUCUGCGUAAAAUCUGCAACCAUCCCGACCUGUUGGAUAAGAGUCUUGGGAAGAAAGCUGGAUAUAAUUUUGGAAGCCCGAAGCUUUCCGCCAAGCUGCAGCUUACCAAUGACUUGUUGCAGAAAGUAAUGAUCCCAAACGGCCACAAGACGCUACUUUUCUCACAGGGCAAAUUGAUGCUCAACAUAAUCGAGAAGUGUAUGCGAGAAUGCGGCAUAAGCUAUGUUCGCAUGGAUGGAGAAACGCCAGUGGACCAACGACAGCCAAUGAUUGACAGAUUUAAUACCGAUCCGUCCAUUCAUGUUUUCCUUAUGACAACAAGAACUGGCGGUCUGGGGACAAAUCUUACAGGCGCUGAUCGAAUCAUCAUCUUCGACCCUGAUUGGAACCCAUCUACAGAUCUACAGGCUCGGGAGCGAGCAUGGAGAUUGGGACAGAACAAGCCAGUAAAGAUUUACCGACUCAUGACGGAAGGCACAAUCGAGGAGAAGAUCUAUCACAGGCAAAUUUUCAAACAGUUCAUGACGAACAAGGUGCUUAAAGAUCCGAAGCAACGGAGUUCGUACGAUUUAUCAGACUUGUAUGACCUGUUCACGUAUAAUGCUGGUGAUCAGGCGGCUGCCCAACGAAGCGACGUGUUCAAGGGAGCGGAAGUCGAUAUCUCGGCAAACAAGGACGGGACUGGUCCCAAGGGGAAGAAUCUAGCACCAAUUACCAGUGUUGGAAGCAAAGAGCGAGACAUUGAGCGACAGGAACUGCAGAAGAUGAACAUCGUUGCCGCCAUGGAAGACUUCAAAGAAGACGAUUCUGUUCACGACGAGAGGCGAAUGCUAGAGGGCAUAUUCUCACGCUCAGUGAAUAGUGCAUAUGAUCACGAGCAAAUUGUGAAUGGCCCUCAGAAGGCGAAGGCAGAUAUGAGCGUAUUGCGCCAAGAAGCCAACCAAGUUGCCCGAGAAGCAGCCGCUCACCUUCGACAUGCUGCCCAGGAAGCUCGUCGUGUACCGAUCGGCACAGUUACUUGGACUGGUGAAGUUGGAUCAGGAGGAAGACCAGGUGGAAAUAGGCGACGUGGCGGCCCGAGCUCCGCCGGUAUUAUGAAUAACCUGGCGAGUCGUCAAGGCUUGGAUGGCGGAAGUGCCAGCAGUUCUCGUUCUGGAACCCCAGGGCUAGACAAGAACUUGAAGGCGAAGGAUUUCAUCGCGAUGAUCAAGACUUUCAUAGAUCGACAUGGUGGACGAGUGCCCAGCAAAAUGCUUGUGGACCACUUCAAUCCCUACUGCCCAGGGAAGAAACAGAGCGAUGAGUUCAAGACCGCUCUGGAUAGAGUGGCAGUAUUGAAUAAGACUGGCGGCGCAGGACGGGGAAUGUGGUCACUCAAGCCGGGGUUUAAAUGA